This is a messenger RNA of Ceratitis capitata (Mediterranean fruit fly), 2073 nucleotides long. RefSeq lists its product as uncharacterized. The record is from RefSeq and is a predicted model, not a curated record. The transcript is spliced from 3 exons. NCBI's taxonomy places the organism in Eukaryota, Metazoa, Arthropoda, Insecta, Diptera, Tephritidae. Bases 492 to 1580 code for a protein of 362 amino acids.
AAACGAAAGUGACAUCCGCACAGCGAGAUUCGUCAGCAGAGCCAAAAUAGCAAGCAUCAUUAUGAGAUCGCGCUGAUCGACAAAGUGCUACGAAUUUGGUGCAUCAAAACUAUUUAAAAGAAAAAGAAAAAAUAAUACAAAACAAUAAUUUUGCCACAAAUUUUCUAAAUCAUUUUUCUUUUUUCAAACCAAAAACAAAUACAAAAAAGUUUAAAUACAUACAUAUGUACAUAUGUAAGUGUGUGAUGUUUAAUAAUUGCAGUUAUGUUAUUAUACUACAACUACGUGUAUAUAAAUAGUAUAAAUAACUGAGUAUAUAAAUACAAAAACAACGCCACAUUGUUGUGCUUUAGAGAAUUGCAGUAGUGUAUAUGUAUAUGUAUAUGUACAAUUACAAAUAAGCGUUCAAUUCCUUUUUAUAUAACAAAUACAAAAGAAAAUUUAACAAUAAUUACGAAAAACGAGCUGAAAAAGCUUACAACAAAUACAAAAUGCAAGCAGUCAAAUCGAAAUUUGCAAAUAUUUUGAAUAUUUCAAUAACAAAGGAGAGACUGUUGCCGUAUUUCGCAGCUCCUGUGCUUUUCCUGUUGGUUGUGUUAAUAUGCCAACAUCUGCGUCCUAUCGGAAUUUUCUUCUUGGCAGUUUUCUUCUACUGGAUCUACAACACACGUUGCAAUUUUCGCAUUGUACCACCACCUGAAUUGCAACAAAAGUACAAAGAAUAUCUAAAACGAGUUCAGGACUUUCGUAAACAACAUACAAAUUUGACGAUGUGCUUUUAUAUCUUCUCCUUAUCCUCAUUUAUAUUCUUUGGUCAUGUGGUAAUAGUAACCAUACUCUUCAUUAUCAUAUACCUACUUGGUCUUAGGUAUAUAGAACAAUGUUCAUUGGAUUUCUCUCGGCCAAGAUAUCGUAAUGUGACAUACUCCGAUUUGGACACGAGCAGAGAGAAUGAUGACGAAUCGACGGCUGGUUCGGAGACGGAUUAUGAUGAUGAAUUUUUACCAGAAAAAAAUUCCCGAAAUAUUAUUUUAUUAGAUCGUGCUUGCAGAGACUUCACAUUACACACAGCACCCACAGAAAAUACCGAGGAUACCGAAGAUGAAGACGAUAAGAGUGAUGAUAUACCAUCGGAUCUUUUAAUAAACGAUUCGAUACCGGAAUUGAAUGAGAAUUCCACCGAUGAUGAGGACGAUCUAAUGCCACUUAUCGAUGCUGAAAAGCAAAAUGUUGAACCAUCAACUAGUGGUGGUGGUGCCAAAAUGCAUUUCCAAAAAUCCCAUUUUAAAUCUGAUUCAACGCUUGCCAUCUCCUCAUCAUCUUCCGAGGAGAGUUUAUCGAAAGGUUUAAAAUUUCCCGAUGCCGAAACGGUCGAUGGUGCACGAAGCCAUAGUGAUGCGUCAACGGUAAAAUCGGCAAAAAUUGAAUUACCACUUGGUAGUAAUUUAGUGCCAACGGCGUUGGUAAAUAAUUAUGACAGCAUUAGGAAUGCUAUAAAAGCUGCUGUGAUAGUUGCUACACAAGAAUCACCGGAUGAGGUGUCAUCUGAGAGUGAAUUUGAGUUCCUAGGUUAUGAAUAAGAACAAUGCUAAAAACCAUAUACUCAGUACUAUAUGGUUUAAUCCAAAGAUACAUACAUACAUACAUGCAUACAUAUACUUACAAAUUUAUGAGUAUGUACAUACAUAACUGCAGAAGAAAGUUGAUUAAAUUAAGUGGAGCACAUUCAAAAAUUAUACAUAUAUAAAAAAUGUAAUGCAUAUUACGUUACAGUGUACUUAUGGAUUUUUUAUUUUUAUUUUUUUUACUAUUGAAAAUAUGUACAAUAUAUUCAAAACAUUUUGCCUUUAUCUCAAUGGAGGGCUUAUAUAUUUAAAGCCCAAUAGGCUCAAAUCAUUUAAUGUAUAACAAAUACAUAUAUAUAUAUAUAUAUAUAUGUAAAUGCAUACAUACAUACAUACACCGGUUGACUUCAAUGCGACAUUUUUACAAGUUAAGUUUCCGAGAUCACAGUUACACACAAUGCCCGCAUGUAAAAACUUCGUAUCAAAGAUUGAUGAGAAUUUGCAAAAA